Molecule: messenger RNA, 2360 nt
Organism: Botrytis byssoidea
Lineage: Eukaryota; Fungi; Ascomycota; Leotiomycetes; Helotiales; Sclerotiniaceae
Exons: 2
Coding region: 171-1958 (595 amino acids)
Biological process (GO): positive regulation of transcription by RNA polymerase II
Cellular component (GO): nucleus
Molecular function (GO): zinc ion binding; transcription cis-regulatory region binding; DNA-binding transcription factor activity, RNA polymerase II-specific
Source: RefSeq, a predicted model, not a curated record
CCCGCAGUCAUCAUGGCCUUGAUUUUGUCUCGUGAAGGUCCUAGAUCUGUGCAUAAAUGUUCACACAGAUGGGCAACGUUGGAAAGAGACUUCCAACAAUUGUUCGAGCACUUGGAUUAGACUUGGACCCCACCUAAAACUCUGAGCCAACUUGGAUCGCAGACUCUACCAUGUCACAACCUAGAAAAGGCCUCAGGUCAAGAUCAGGAUGUAUGACUUGUAGACGUGCCAGAGUGAGGUGUGACGAAAAACAUCCGAUAUGUGAAAGGUGCAAUCGUCUAGAGUUAGAUUGUUCAUACCAGCCAUUUGUUUCUCGGAAGGAAAGGGAGCGACGGCAUCGAGAAGCGAGAGAAAGGACAAUCCCAAUUCAGAUUAUCCCAAAUGUCGUUGCGUCCAUACCACAUCCAACACCGGCAGAUGUCAACGAAUUUCUCCAUGCAGUUGAAGAUGAAGUAUUUCCUGACAUGUGGAAUAUGCAUGAAUGGACGACCAGUAUGGGACAUGGAUUUGUCUUACCCGAAGGUUCCUUUAAUCUCGAGAAAUUUGACGGACUCGCGCCAGGAAACAAGGACACUUACACUACCAGCCCUUCAUCGCCAUUUCAACCUUUAAGAGCUCUUGACCUUGUGGGUCGAGAUAACGUUGUGUUUCAAGAUGACUAUUAUGCUCAAGGAUGCGUCACACUUCAUUUCCCAAAUUUACGUCAUCCGAGUCCCUUGAAACUCUCACCAUCAGAGAAACGGGCUGUUGAACACUACGAGAAGACGUUAUCAUUGAAGUUUACCACCAAAAACCCCACCUGGUCAACCCAGCAAAUUUAUAUUUGUCUCGGUGCGCAAGAUCCUCUGAUUAUGCACUUGCUGCUUGCGAUAUCCUUUCGUGACUUGUUCUUCAAAGAUAAAGAUAAUGAACUUCACGACCUUGCUCAGAAGCACUUUCGAGCUGGAAUUGGUCGUUUACUGACAGCUAUCUCCGAGGAAGAAUUACCACAUCACUUGAGCAUCAUGGCAGCUUUCUGGUUCUUAUAUAUGCUUGGAUCAAGUCAAAUUCAUGCGGGCAUCGGUACAAUGAUGCUCUUGAGCAGAGUUGUACGCGAUUAUGUUCAGAAGCAUGUAACGGGUCUUCUAGAUCUAGAUCCACUCAAUAAGCGGCACGCAAAUGCUCCAUUACCUUUUCACCUUCGUGAUCAAUCGUUAAUAGCCCGAGUUACAGUUUGGAUGUUUUAUGCCGAUGUUGGAUUUUGCUUUUGCUACCGUGGUGGGGAUCUUGCAAGAUACCUUUGCACCGACACAAAGAAUAUAUCCAAAAUCGUCGACAUGGGCCGUGCUGUUCUAGCUCUGAACUUUAACCAAGACUACCCACCAGAUCAGGCAGCUGACGAUACCCAGAAUCUUGAAGUGCUAGAUCUUUUAUGGAAGUCGGCAAUAAUGUGUCAGCUCGUGAAUGAUCUUGACCAAAAUAUCCCUUCAGAUGAGAUAGAACAACAAUUUUGUGAACUCGAACAAACUUACAGCUAUAUAUUUAAACUCGCUGCAAUAGAUAUGGAAACUCGUCCAAGAUUCCUGAUCAAUGCCGAUUGGAUCCUCAGUUACUUCUACGCUAUACGUAUCUACCACUUUCGAUAUACUACGCAGAACGGAGAUCGCAACGCAAGACCAAAGGUGAUCAAACGAGCUCUCAAGUCACUCUUAGACAUUGCUCAAAGAAUCUUUGCACAAGGUGACGAGGAACAUUACGAAAGACUCCAUUGGCCCUUGUUCAUGGCAGGGAUCGAAACCACAGAUACUAUACAUCGAGAAUGGAUCCUGGAAAAAUUCUCAUCUGGAAAGUUCAAGACUGUUUUGGAAAAGGUGUCAAAGAUUCAGCAUCUUAGUGGAACAAGGGUUCAUAUGUCUUUGGUUCGCGAGAUGUGCUCUAAAGAAGGAGAUGCUCCACGUGUUACUUUCCUUGGCUUUUGAUACAUCUAAUCUUGGGUUUCAUUUCCACUUUGCUUCAUUUGAUAUCCGUUCUCGCUUGGAGAAUUCUUGAAACUUUCUAGCGUGGUGUUGGGAGUGCAUUGUUUUCACUGAGUAAAAUUUCAAGAAUUUUCUUAAGAUGUUCCUAUUGGCAAGUGAGUAAACUCAUUGUCUUCCACAACUCUUACUUGCUAUCGGUUCGAUCUGUUUGGUAUAUGAUACUAUGUGAAGUCAUGGUUAGCAAUACAAGACGGAGUAUUUAAGGCUUCUAUUGGUACAAUGAGUUCUCUAGUGUCAUGGUUCAAAUUUUAUUCAGUCAUUGAUUUUUUCCCUGUGAUAAUCGACAUGCUUUGCCCGCGUUGCGCAUAAUCAAAUCAUAUAUCACCAUGAUUUUCUUGCUCUCCU